UUCAAUGGCGAUGAUGAUGAUGAUGAUGACAGUGACGGUAACACUCAGUCUCAGGGUUUUUUUGAUGACAUUGAUGAAGACCUGGAACCUGAGGAGCCCAACGGCAGCAUCACACCAGAGGAUGAGGUUAGGGGGAACAGUCCUCCAAUGAGGUUCAAUAAAGCCUGCGUGAAAAACGUCUUCACUGUGCUGCUCAUCUUCAUCUACCUGCUGCUGACCACCGUGGCCAUCUUCCUGGCCUACCAGACCAUCUCAGACUUUUUGGAGAAACUCAGUCAGCCGGUCAUGUCUGUCACCUACGAAGAAGUUGAGUCAUUUUCACACCCAGGUAUCGCUCUGUUUCCUGACAACGCUGAACUGCUGAGCUGCAAACAUUACUACCACGACUACAUCCCACCUUUAGUGGACCCUGGAAAACCUCAAACAAUGGACUGUGAGGUGACAGAAGUGACUUACUUUGGGCCAUUCACAAACGAGACAGAGAAACGGGCUUUGGUGGUCCGUGGCCCAUCUGAUGUCAGAAACAAAGAGCUGAUCUUCAUGCAAUUCAGUCAGAAUGAAACGGAGGAGGACUUCAGUGCCAUCUCCUACAUGCUUUUCUCUAAGUUCAGUGACUUGAUUGACAGUGCAAACAAAUCAGAGUUCAUGAGGGGCUGUGAGAAGAAUUACUCCAUGUGGACCUUCUCUGGAGGAUUCAGAACCUGGGUCAAGAUGUCUUUAGUGAAAACAUCUGGAAAACGUAAUGAAGCUGUGGAGUUUCGGCAAGAGUCGUCUGUGGUGAAGUUCAACGAUAAAAGAGCUGAUAAAACCACUGAGCUCUUCUUUGCGGUGUUUGAAUGGCGCGAUCCUUUCAUUCAGGAAAUCAGACUGAUUGUGACUGCGAAUCCCUGGAGCUCCAUAGCCAUCCUCUGCGGCGUCUUCAUGGCCCUCUUCAAAGCUGCUAAUUUUGCCAAGCUCACUAUAAAGUGGAUUAUUAAAAUGAGGAAGAGGCAUUUAAGAAAUAAAGCAAGAGAACUGAACCCAGUAAGCUGAAACGUAAUGCAAAAAAGCACAAACUUUUAGUAUUUCAGAUAGAAAAGAUGCGAUUGACUGAUUUUUUUUUGUACWGGUGAGAUUUUAUGUCACUAUGUGCAUGUUUUAAUGACUGGGGAUUUAUUUGCACUUAGGUUAUAGUUGUUAAAACGUGACAUAUUGCAGAUAAAAUUGUCACUAUUUUUUCCAUUUUAACAGUGUAAAAACCAUUCAGCUAUUCAUUUCAAUUAAAAACGCUAAAUGGUUUAUAUCUUUGGUGCAUUUCAAAAGGAGAUAUAUUUUUUAUAGUUUUAAUGAUAGUUUUUWAAACUUGAGGACCACAGUGUUGCACGCAAAAACCUUGCUGAACGCUCAAAAGCUUUAAAAGUUUUACGUUUUUACAGUUUUUAUGUUUAAUCUUUCGCUCCAGACACUAAGAAAAYGGGAACUUCAAAGACAUGGUUGCUGGACUUUGGAUUGGUUUUGUGUAAUAAUGGAAAUUAAGGGAAUCUUGUACUGAAACAUUUGUGUUGAUGCUUAAUAAAGUAGGCAAAUCAAAGGCAAAACAAAAAAGGAUAAAAGGGAUUUAAAAUAUAUARAUGUGCUGAUUUUGUAGUACAUAUGUAAACUGGUACUCUUAUUAGAUAGAUAUUUUUGUAUUAGUAAAAUAUCUCAUGAACCACUGGAUAAGAUUUUCAUGAAACUUUUAUAAAGUAAUCACUGGAUGUACAGCGACAACCCAGUAACUUUUGUACCCACAUAAUUCAAGAUGGCUGCUGUGGCACCUGGAAAAAUGUUUUAAUGGUGGUGGGAGGGUGGGGUGCUUGUGGAUUUGCAUCAAAUCCAAAAGCCUGAAUAUAAUUUCGGGAGAUUUGUUAUGUUGUUUGUCAUAUAUUAUGAAAGUUAUUUGACCCCCUGCCCCCACACCUGGUGGUGCCCCUGGAUGGCAGCCACAGCUAGUUAACCUUAACCAAAAUAACUGACUAUAACUCAGUCCUUUUUCAACUGAAGAUGUUCUUGCUUUGGAAGUGGUGGCAACAUGCGUCACUAACAGGAGAGGAUUAUGAUCAGAGAGAGAAAACACAAUCCUUCCUCCCUCCAUCCUAAUCCUCUUCUGUAGUGUAUUCCUGAAAUGUUAGGCCUGUAAUUUGAAAAUGUAUCAAUGUGGUCAUUUAUGUUGAAAAUAUACUUCAUUUUUGAACUUUUGUUUGCUAUCAAAGUUAUAUUUUACAUCAAUUAUGUUUUUGGAAUUGAAACAAUAAAACAAAGAUUUUAUUCUCAAA
Messenger RNA from Austrofundulus limnaeus, 2294 nucleotides. It is a transcript of the gene pacc1, whose product is annotated as proton activated chloride channel 1. The record is from RefSeq and is a predicted model, not a curated record. Lineage: Eukaryota; Metazoa; Chordata; Actinopteri; Cyprinodontiformes; Rivulidae.